ACGAAAAGUACGAUCUGUGGGUUAUAUUCCUCGGGAUUAUCUACACUCCCUGGAAGUGUGUCGCAGAGCAGAUGACAAUCCCUGCAGGGAGAUUUGCUUCGUAAGGUUUAUUCUUUAUGACUAUAGUUCCGACAUCUGGUCGGUCGCGACGCGGAGGACGCCGCAGCCCAGUGGCGACUGGGUUAAAGCAUGGCCCUGUCAUUCCUUCUGGUCCUUGCCGCCACUGUGAUUCUGAUCCGACCGGAAACACCUGUUACAAAGGCUCUCCAUCAGAACACUUUUGAGUGCUGCAGUGAAAGGCAGAAAGUGAACAGCUCAUGUUCGAAUGACACUCACUGUGAACCAGGAUGCUUCUUGCGGGUGCUGGAGAAUGGCAAUCAUAUUUGUAUAUUCUGCGACUCUGCGGCUGUGGAUUUGGAGAACAUCACGACCUGCAGCUACAAUUACACAGUUGAUGUGAAAAAUCAUACGACAAUCACAACUGUUGUUCCAAAAAUUGGAGGAGCAGGUGUGGCUGCAUCUCUGCUACUCGGAACACUGCUGAUCAGCUUGUUCCUGAUUCUUUCUGUUGCCUCUUUUUUCUACCUCAAACGCUCCAACAGACUUCCUGGAAUCUUCUACCGCCACAACAAAUCGUUCAUAUUCCAACCAAGUGAAACGGCCGUGAUGAUUCCUCCUUCAACAGGGAGGAAGCAGCGAUAUGUCAGGAGGCAGCGGCCUUCCCACACUUCUCCACUGAACAGUGGUCUCUCCCCCGUCACCCCCACCACACCCGCCUCUCAGCUUGACAAUGUCUAGAAGGACCAAGGCUCAGGAUUGUGACCAACAAUGAUGAAGUGAACCUCCAUGUUGGAGGGCCAGUGUCCAUGCAGCUGCUACUUGUCACUGUCUUGUGUUCAGCUGAAGUUUGGUCAGUGAUGGCAAUCCUUUUAUUUCAGCCAAUAAUUUCUUUUAUUUUUUUUAGCAGUCAUGUUAGAAUGCUUUUUAAAAACCAUUUUAUUAAUUCUUUCCGUUGCACUGAACAAUGAUUUUUAAACCGCCGCAAAUACUACUUAUUACAAAUACGCUGAAUAAUUAGUAUAUAUAUAUAUAUAUAUAUAUAUAUAUAUAUAUAUAUAUAUAUAUAUAUAUAUGAACUAUGUGAAAUGCCCUUUUAAUCAUGGUGAGUUCAUGUCUAUUUAUGGUUAUUAGCAGCAAAAUCAAGUGUUUUUUUAUUAUUAUUACUAUUAUUAUUAUUUUACUCUUGUGCACUUUCUACUGUUGUCUCUGUGAAAAGGGACUCAAAUGUCUGGUUACUUUUAUAUUUUCAUAUUUAUUGUUAUUUGUCUGAACUAUCGUGAACUGUUAUAUUAAGGAUUUCUUUCGAAAAAAAAAAAUCUCAUCUCAUUUUAUUGUGAGUUAACAGUGGACCGUUCAUGCUUCAGCCACAUAGCUUUGUACCUUGACUAGUGACGCCAAAUGUGUGGAAGGAAAACCUUCUUUCUGACAAGAAUCGUUGUGCCAUAACAAGCAUAAAGCAGCCCGAUGUAAAGUCUUGAUAUAUCUAAUAAAUAUUUUUUUAAGACGAUUGCUUUCAUGUAUUUUUCAACUGGUGUUUCUAUGGGAAAUGAUCCAAUUUCACCUCAUUUGUCCAGAGACUGAGGUGGGCAAUACGAUGUCACAUUCUUUCUGUGAACUAAAACCCUUCCCACACCCACUC
This is a messenger RNA of Synchiropus splendidus (mandarinfish), 1699 nucleotides long. RefSeq names its product chromosome 6 C1orf159 homolog (gene c6h1orf159). The record is from RefSeq and is a predicted model, not a curated record. NCBI's taxonomy places the organism in Eukaryota, Metazoa, Chordata, Actinopteri, Syngnathiformes, Callionymidae. The coding region runs from base 190 to 798 and encodes 202 amino acids. The transcript has 9 exons.